AUACAUUCUAGCUACAAAGUUAAAUGGUUCUUCUCUUUAUAUGCACGGUAUUUACGUGUGUAAUGUGUCUUUUCUUUGUACGUAUGCGCAUGUAUCUGUACGUGUAUACAUUCCAAGGACAUCUUUCAUCAGACUAGUCUUAAUUUGGUAGUUGAUACAUUGUCAUAGUUUGUGUUUUUAUUGAUGAUUAUGUGCACAGAAUUAUGCAGAUCUCAUACUUCCCUCCCUUUCUGGCCUAUUUUCUAUUGGCCUUUUUACUAUUGAUGAUGGUGAAAUAAAAAAAUUGUGUUUUCGGAUGCAAAUGUCGUACUCAUGAGACCAUAAUUUGAGAAUUCUAAGGUGCGGUGGUAAGGUGAUAAAAGUUGCUGUCUUUCUUGUUCAUAUUUUGUCGGAUGAGAAUUAGCAGUGAGCAUAAAGACAAGAGUAGCAUCAUCGAAAAUGUCAAAUAUCAAAUCUCAUAUCUGACUUGUAGUAUAUUUAAUUUCUGUCUUCCAGUGCUUGUUGAUUAAUUACAUCAGAAGGACUUUGUUUGUUACAAGUAACCAAGGGCAACUUUCAUGUCUGAAUUCGAAACAAACAUCCCAAGUGCUUUUGAUCCCUUUGCUGAGGCAAAUGCUGAGGACUCAGGUGCUGGGACGAAAGAGUAUGUUCAUGUUCGAGUACAACAACGUAACGGAAGGAAAAGCCUAACAACUGUUCAAGGAUUAAAGAAAGAGUAUAGCUAUAGCAAAAUACUCAAAGACCUGAAGAAAGAAUUCUGCUGCAAUGGUACUGUUGUUCAAGACCCUGAGUUGGGCCAGGUUAUACAACUUCAGGGAGAUCAAAGAAAGAAUGUUUCUACUUUCCUUGUGCAGGCUGGCAUAGUGAAGAAAGAACAUAUCAAGCUUCAUGGAUUCUAAGAUCUAAGCAACAGUGGCAUCAAGAUUGAAUAUCAGCAGCAGCUUCUUAUAAAUCUGAAUUCAAGCAAUUUUUAGUGACAUCAAGAUUCUGUUAUAUCGUAGCUAGAGUCAUAUGUAAUCUUCUGUGGUAUUGUUUACCUGUGUUCUGGAAAGUUACUGCUGAGGGAUAAAUGGUAAGGAUAAUGUCUAUAUGUAAGACAAUUGUCCUGAAUAAAUUUGUGAGUAUUCUUCCC
This is a messenger RNA of Vigna radiata var. radiata (mung bean), 1132 nucleotides long. RefSeq names its product protein translation factor SUI1 homolog. Lineage: Eukaryota; Viridiplantae; Streptophyta; Magnoliopsida; Fabales; Fabaceae. The transcript is spliced from 4 exons. Gene Ontology annotation, molecular function: translation initiation factor activity; RNA binding. The record is from RefSeq and is a predicted model, not a curated record. Gene Ontology annotation, biological process: translational initiation. The coding region runs from base 558 to 899 and encodes 113 amino acids.